This is a messenger RNA of Micropterus dolomieu (smallmouth bass), 3118 nucleotides long. It is a transcript of the gene crispld2, whose product is annotated as cysteine-rich secretory protein LCCL domain containing 2. Gene Ontology annotation, cellular component: extracellular region. The transcript has 15 exons. The record is from RefSeq and is a predicted model, not a curated record. Lineage: Eukaryota; Metazoa; Chordata; Actinopteri; Centrarchiformes; Centrarchidae. The coding region runs from base 223 to 1803 and encodes 526 amino acids.
CAGGAGUUACACAGCUCAGGAACACCGCCAGCAAGCAGCAGCCUGGUCCUCUCACAAGGGAAUAACACAGCUCUCCAGCGCGCAGAGGAAACUGCUCUGAGAUAUUCAAGCAACUGAUAAGUAAUAGAGACAGAGGUGUCUGGAACUCUAAGGAGCGGGCUCACACACAGUCCGCUGUCUACUGUAGUCUGAAAGUCCAACCCAGACGGCUGAAGUGUCAGAAUGACCAGCGCUGCCAUGACCUGGAUCCAUGUCCUCUCCCUCUGUCUCUCCCUCCUGCUGUUGUGCAUCAGGGACUCAGCUUCACUCUUCCUGCCUGAUUCCAAGGAGCUCAGGCAGCUGCUGAGCCGCUACGAGGAGGAAGCGGAUCAGAAUGGCACCAGCAACGCACCUGGCAAUAGGACCCGAAGAGCCAUCCGCUGGUCUGACCGUGAGGAGAUCCUCCAGCUGCACAACAAGCUGAGGGGCAGCGUCUACCCCACAGCCUCAAACAUGGAGUACAUGGUUUGGGAUGAUGAGUUGGAGCGGUCUGCCACUCAGUGGUCACAGGAGUGUCAAUGGGAUCAUGGACCUCAGGACCUGCUCAUGUCUAUUGGACAAAACCUGGCUGUUCACUGGGGAAGGUACCGCUCUCCUGCCUUUCACGUCCAGACCUGGUAUGAUGAGUCGCAAUACUACACCUAUCCCUACCCACAUGAGUGCAAUCCCUGGUGUCCAGAACGCUGCUCUGGUCCCAUGUGCACCCAUUACACCCAGAUGGUCUGGGCAACCACUACCAGAGUGGGCUGUGCUGUGCAUAUGUGUCCAAGGAUGAACGUGUGGGGAGAAAUAUGGGAGAACUCCGUUUACCUUGUGUGCAACUAUUCCCCAAAGGGAAACUGGAUCGGUGAGGCUCCAUACCAGCAUGGUCGCCCAUGUUCUCAGUGCCCUCCCAGCUAUGGAGGAGGAUGUAGGAAUAACCUGUGCUACAAAGACUCUCAGCGCUCAGAGACAGAGGACAUGAAUGAGGUGGAGAAGCCUCAGGUUCCACUGCUACCUCGUACCACCGCCAAACCUGCCCCCAAACCUAAACCAUCUGUUCCGAAGAAACCAGUGUCCAAACCCUCCACUCCUAACUCCCCCACACCCAAGAUGCCAUCUUCAAAGACUCCCAGCAACACCUAUCUCGCUCAAAACAUCAAGUGCGAGACUAGACUGCGAGAUAAGUGUAGAGGUGCAGCCUGCAACAGAUAUAAUUGUCCCGCUAAUUGUCUGAAUAAGAAAGGGAAAGUCUGGGGAAAUGUCUUUUACGAUGUGCAAUCAAGUAUUUGCCGAGCUGCUAUCCAUUUUGGUGUCAUUGACAACAAUGGAGGACUGGUCGACGUCACAAGGAGUGACAAGUUACCAUUCUUUGUCAGAGUCACAAAGAAUGGCAUUGAGUCAUUCAGUAAACAUAAACCCGGGAAUGCCUUUGUGGUGGCUCGAGUGGAAGAAAUGACUGUUGACUGCUACACCACAGUGGCUGAAAUCUGCCCUUUCAAAAAGCCCUACUCACACUGUCCAAGAAUUGUCUGUCCAGCCGGCUGCAAGACUCAGCCGUCUUAUUGGUCACCUGUGAUUGGAAACAACGUCUACACAGAUAGCUCCAGUAUUUGUAAAGCAGCCAUCCAUGCAGGGGUAAUCAAAGCAGACGGCGGUUUGGUGGAUGUUCUGCCACUGGACAAGAGAAAGAACUAUGUUGGAGUCCUGAAAAAUGGCAUCCAGUCUGAGAGCAAGAGCAACACAGAUGGAGGCUCUCUCCGAGUCUUUGCUGUGAGGGAGUGAGACUUCCGUUCAGAAGUCCAAAGACCACCUCAGCUGCUCUUGAAGAGCAGGAAGUGCCCACAGGUUGGAUAUCAUGGCUGUUAAUCUGGUCUCUGUGCCUUCAGUGGAAACAGAACGUCCCAGCAGACUGAUAGACACUUGUUGUCCUGUAUUUUGAUGGACUUUUGUUUUUUUCUCACUUUUAACUCCAGAUAUGUAUAUUUCUUAGACAUACUUACUUAAUCUGUGAAUACAGAAUGUUUUUAUAUAUUAUGGUGCAGUGAACAGCUGGUGCUGGAAGUUUUGAGUUAGACAUGUUUUACAGAAAGUAUUAUGUUUACAUUGAUGUUCUUUUUACAAAUUCAAAUUGGUUUUCAUACACAGGAAUGUAUACUGAUCACACUGUAUUUAAUCAUUCUGUACAGAAUAUAUGAUAUUUUGUUUGUUUUAAAAAUAGAGUACCAUAUAUUAACAUUAUUAUGAUUUCUUUUUUAUUUCAUUGCCUGUUUCUGCUCACCUGAAUAAUCUAUGCUUUCUCCUCUUGAAGAUUUAGACUGUGAAACCAAAUCAAAGUCUAAAUUGUACCAUAAUAAGAUGUAUGAAAAUGCUAAAUUUGUCCUCUCCCCACCUAAGACAGAUGAAUGUGUUACAUGUUUCAGGUACAGAUAGAGUUUUAUGUGUAGAGACUAGACCAUAUUUUGAACUGUGCGAAUAUGUUAAAGAUUAUCAUCAUCAAACUGCAGUUUAUGCACUUUGGAACAAUUAACACUAUCCAGUGCAUGCAGGACACAGACACUUCACUUGUAAUGUCUAUCACUAUACUGGAUUGAGGCGCGAUUGCCACUGGUACAGCCCUGAUUUGAAUUUAUGAAUUGAAUUUGUGUUCAUUGCUCUCUGUACAUGUUUCUAAAGUGUCACUUAAAUGCACAGAAAACAAUACACUUAGCAUAGUUAGCAUCCCUUGUGGAAAUGAAUGAAACAAAUGUCCAGUUUGUGCUGCUGGACUGGGGUGUCCAGUUAGGGUCCUAAAUAACAUCACAAACAUUAUAGAACAGUACCAUUAAGCCUUGCCGCCCUGUCAGUUUCCUUGAGGUUACAAACAUGCUGCAAGACCGUAAAAAUGUCACAGAUACCUGGCCUGAAAAAUCUGACUCACCAAAAUAAUUUCCUUCAAGCAUAUUUCAACUUUAUCUCUUUAUUCUACCUCAGUCCUAUCGCUACGCUAGGCAUUUAGGUCUUUUCUAUAUGGGAAUUUUAUGGGAAAUGUAAAUACUAUGAUUUCUUGUUUUUGGAUAAUCCAUUAUGCAGUAAGAUAUCAUUAAAAUUUGUAAAUUAA